UCUUAAUUUGAUGGUGUAGUAGAUUUAUCUAAAAUGUUCAUCUUGUAUCACUUGUGCCAUUGACAUUGGUAUUUCAUGAAUAAUGUUAAAUAUCUCUCGGUAUGACAGACAAUUAUUUUCUCUUUGACACAGAUUGACAGAAACAUAGAUUUAUAAAUGUGCAAUUGGUUUGGGGUGAAGUUAAAAGCAAAAAGUGGAUUUCAAAAUCAAUGGCAAGGAAAACAUGACACCUGGGGAGUUCGACCAAGUGGACUAUGAAAACAUAGAUCUGUUAUCUAUGGCCAAUCUGGCAGUUUCCGCAGAAUGUGAACAAGGAAUCACAAAUAUGUACAAUGACUUCAAAGAGGACACAUUGAGCGAAUUCAUCGUAUUGGAAAAUUCGAAUACAUUAAAAUCGUCAUAUAGCGAAAUCAACGAUAACAAUUUCUGCUUGGAGAAUUUCAUAAAGAUAAUUGAUUCUCAGAACGACGCGUUUUUGCCGAAUCUGAACGGUAUUGCAGAAAAUAGAGCUUUUUUGACCAACUCAGCUAAUUUAGAAGAAAAUGGAAAUAACUCGAAUUAUUUUCACAGCAGUGUUUCAGUUCUUGGUGUGGACUUGGACUUGUAUAAUGAUUGUCAAGAUUCGAAUUCUGAAAGUGUGCUAAGUCCUGACUUGGAUAAUUUGAUUAAUCAAACCGUAAUUGAUCUGGGACUCAAGGAUUUCAACUCAAGGAUGGAAGAUCUAUUCGAGAAUGAUAACCUAAAUCUAUUAGAAAGUGACGUUCCAGCUGAGUCUUUCUUAAACAUACCAGUAGAAACAGAAGCAUCGAAUGCUAUGGCCAUAUUCGAAAUGUUUCCCCACAUCAAAGACGAGAAAAAUAGAAGAAGAAGAUCACUUCUCUACGAGAGCUGCUAUAGGCCUGACACUUCAACCCAGAAGAAAACAAAGACUGAAGAAAAUAAGCCUCUUUCAAAGAAAAAUACUGCAUUACUGAAUCACGACUACGCCCAGAUAAACUUCGAAGAUACCAAUUGCUUUCCCUGUCCUAUAAGCAACUGCAACAAAUUCUACACCAAACUGUCACAUUUGAAGGCUCAUUUGCGGAGGCAUUCAGGUGAAAAACCCUUCGCUUGCAACUGGAUGAAUUGCAAAUGGAGGUUUUCCAGGUCCGAUGAGCUUGCUAGACACAAGAGGUCUCAUUCUGGUGUUAAACCUUAUAAGUGCGAUCUUUGUGAGAAAGCUUUUGCCAGGUCUGAUCAUUUGGCUAAACACAGGAAGGUCCAUAAGAAGAAAAUGGCAUUGUAUGGCAGUCACAACAUUAAGAGGAAAGUGAAAUAUAGCUGAGGUGAUAUUCAAGCUCGUGUUUUGGAAGUCAGUUUGUUUUUUGUGGAAAUUUUAGCAGAAAUGAUGAAGAAUUGUAAAAAUAAAUUUUAAGAAAGUUUGGAUGUUGAUGAAUAAAAUGAUCAGUUGGUGA
Molecule: messenger RNA, 1454 nt
Organism: Harmonia axyridis
Lineage: Eukaryota; Metazoa; Arthropoda; Insecta; Coleoptera; Coccinellidae
Product: Kruppel-like factor 1
Exons: 2
Coding region: 224-1324 (366 amino acids)
Biological process (GO): regulation of transcription by RNA polymerase II
Molecular function (GO): RNA polymerase II cis-regulatory region sequence-specific DNA binding; DNA-binding transcription factor activity, RNA polymerase II-specific
Source: RefSeq, a predicted model, not a curated record